GGGAAUGAUUUAAUGCGCUGUUGGCAAUAGAUAGCAAAACAGAAUUUUCAAUCAUAAUCUGACUUAUUACCAAUGUAAACUCAAGAUUUUGUUUGUCUCUUGUAAAAUAAGAUAAACAGCCAUUUUACUAAUAUAAUGACGUUGGUGAAGAAAAAAAUAACACCUUGCCGGAAGUUGUUGUUGUCAUGGCGUUGACAUAAAGGCCUACCCACCGCCCACCCACCCGAGACGCACCGGGGGGUCGCAGGCAUGGACCUAUUAAAGAAGGCCGUCUGCAGGACGCGUCACAACAUGCUCUUCCCAGGAGGAGGAGGACCCUCCUCUCUUGUUGGUCGAAUUCGCUGCCGAUCAUCCUGCUUCUCCUGUAGCCCCGCCUCGUCAUUCCGCUGCCUAUCUGUCCGAGGCUGGGAUCUCUACGAAAAUACCCCUAACCCCCCCCUCUGAGAACAGAACAGCCAUACUACUGCGAAACGGGACGGAACUGAGAGGCCAUGAAGCCCGCGACAUGAUCCAGCGCGCAGCGGGGAUUGGGACGUCGGAGCGUGGCGCUGCGAGUCGUGAACUCCCGUCAGGAAGGAGAGGACUUCACGACACCAGUGCGUAGUGGUGCCGAGAGACGGGCGGUAACGUGGAGCCCUGAUCCGACCGAUGGAGCUGACGGGACCGCUGCGGGACCACAUCAAGAGGCCGACACAGGGUCCCCUGUGAGGUCCACAUCUCCCCGGAGGAGGAAUCCCCCGACGCCCAAGCGGUGAAGGGCUGCACGACUUGUCGCGUCCGCCUCGGAAGACGUCCUCCGCUUUACAGACGUUGUGUUUUCUCGGUUCCCAAAGUUGGGCUCUCUCUCAGUGAGCAGGCAGGUCCCGCCGUUGGACAGGGACUAAGGGUCGGUAGGACCACCUGGACCGUGGAGGUCCUCUCCAUGGAGGCCUGGAUGUCGCCACACUUCAACCCUCCAAAGAUUACUCCGAUUCACAAAGUUGCGUAAUUAUUGCAUCGCAGCAUUCCGCGGUUUUUUAGGUACUCUUAGACUUUGUUUUGUUGUUGUGUUGUGGCCCAAAGUGUCUACUCCACGUCCAUCAUGUCAUCUAAAGACGGCACAUGUCGGAAGUUUCAAGCCAACAUCUUCAACAAAAGCAAAUGCCAGAACUGCUUUAAACCCCGAGAAUCGCAUUUGUUGAACGACGAGGAUCUGAACCAGGCAAAGCCCACCUAUGGGGGAUGGCUGCUCCUUGCUCCGGAGGGAACCAACUUCGACAACCCUCUCCACCGGUCCCGGAAAUGGCAGCGGCGCUUCUUCGUCUUGUACGAGCACGGCCUUCUCCGAUACGCCCUGGACGAGAUGCCCAGCACCCUGCCCCAGGGAACCAUCAACAUGAACCAGUGUUCAGAUGUGGUGGACGGGGAGGGCCGUACCGGACAGAAGAACUCCCUGGCCAUCCUAACCCCAGAGAGGGACCACUUCGUCCGCGCCGAGUGUAAAGAGAUCAUCAACGGGUGGCAGGAGGCAUUGACUAUCUACCCCCGAACCAACAAACACAACCUGAAGAAGAAGCGCAAGGUGGAGCCCCCCACUCCCCAGGACACCAUAACUCCAAACGGUCACUUUUCCACUGAAGAGUUGAACGGGCACGCUGAGCCUGGCCCGGCCAAGGUGGCGGUCACCAGCGUGGGCAACAGCGGGGGUCUCUGCUGGGGACCGGGGGGCGGCGGCAGCAGCAUUGCGGGCGCCGAGCGGGUCCCGGCCACCCGGGCCAGCCUGUGGCAGGACGAGGCCCCCGCCCGCUGGUCCCGGGCCCCGGCCUCUAUCCCCUACAGCCGCAGCUCGUCCUGCAUCAGCCAGCUGGACCAGCCCCAGGACCGCAGCGGCGCCCCCGCCACCCAGGACGACGGCGCGGUGGUGGCGGGCGGCGGCCGUAAGCCUCGCGUGGAGAGCGGCUACUUCUCCCUGGAGAAGACCAAGUACGAGCCCUUCGACUCCCUGCAGCACCCCCCCCAGCACCUGCCCCUCUCCGCCGCCCCCGUCCCCCCGGGGUCCUCCAACCACAGGCGCUCGCAGGUGAUUGGUCGCAUUAAGGAAGGUCCGCCCCUGGAGUGCAUGGACACGCAGGUCUCCACGGAGACGGCCUCUGACCCGGUGUCUGCUCCGAGACAGGGCAGGGCUGAGCGACGCUACCUGGCAAACCGACCAGAGAUGUCCUUGGAUGCUGGCAGGGUCACCAGCCCAGAUGUUUCCGCCGCCUCCAGCCUGAGAAGAGCCAAGUCUCUGGACCGCAGAGCAGCCGACGCAUCCGCCACACCUGAUCUGCUGAACUUCAAGAAGGGAUGGAUGACCAAGCUGUACGAUGACGGAAUGUGGAAGAAGCACUGGUUUGUGUUGACCGACCAGAGCCUGAGGUACUACAAGGACUCCAUCGCAGAAGAGGCGUGUGAUCUGGACGGGGAGGUGGACCUGUCUUCCUGUUACGAUGUCACCGAGUUCCCCGUACAGAGGAACUAUGGCUUCCAGAUCCUUAGUAAGGAGGGAGCGUGCACACUGUCGGCCAUGACGUCGGGCAUCAGGAGGAACUGGAUCCAGGCCAUCCUGAAGAACGUGCGGCCGGCCACGGCCCCAGACGUCACCCGAAAGCAUCUAGCUCUGAAGCUGUCAGUUCUCAAGUCAAGGUCGUUACCUGAAGAGCAGGCCAAGACCCAGCUGGCUCAGUGUCUCCAGUCCCCAGCGGACCCUCUUGCUGGCCCUGAGGGCUCCGGGGCCGAGGUCCCCGCGCAGCCGGCAGGGGCCCCCGUCCCCUCCCCCGAGCCCCGCAAGAGCCGCGUCCGGGAGCGUCGGCGGGAGGGCCGAUCCAAGACCUACGACUGGUCAGAGUUCCGGACGGGGCAGACGACCGACCCCUUGGACCUCAGCUCCGUCCUGCCUUCCUCCUCCACCUCCUCGUCCUACGCCUCCUCCACGGCCUCCUCCCCCGGCUCCAGCACCUCCUCCCCCCAGACCUCCUCCUCCGUCUCCGCCCCGCCUCCGCGGAUCUCCGCGGCCACCAGCCUGGACGGGGUGGCGGAGGAGCGAGCGCGCCGGUCGGACCAGGGGCGCGUCGCCGGCGGUCCCGCGCCUAACACGGUCACCGUUACCAUGACGACUACGCUGAACGCCGCGCCCGCGCCCCAGCCGCGGCCGUCUCCGCCCCCAGACCAGGGAGCGAUGGAGGUGGACGGGCAGGUCAAGGCGGGCCCAGAGGGCGACUCGCGGCGGCGGGGCGGGGUUGAGCGGGAGGAGGAGCGGGAGGAGGAUCACCAGGGGGUGAUCGAGGAGCACUGGCAUCAGGUGGAGACCACGCCCCUCAGGGAGGAGAAGCAGGUGCCCAUCGCCACGGCGACCACCAUCGGUGCCGAGCGACGCCCGCCGCGAGAACUGGCCACCCUGCUCAACAAGGAGCUGGGGGAGAAGCAGCAGGAACUGGACCGUCUGCAGGAGCAGAACCUCCAUCUGAAGGAGCAGCUGGACGAGGCGCGAGGCCGCGAGCACAGCGCCAGGGAGGGCUACGUCCUGCAGAGUUCCUCCACCCCCUGCUCCUCGCCACACCGAUUGCAACGGAAAAGUCCGCACAAGCUCGGCAUGCACACGCACGGUGACCCGGAGCCCCCGCUGGAAGUCGUUCCACAGCAGCUCCCCACAUUGAGGAGGAGCCUCACCGAGAACCAGGGCUCUGUAGGACGCCAAGAAGUCCAGAUCCAGGCCCUGCAGGCCAAAUUAGCCUCGGCAAUGGCAGAGAUCCUGGCCAGCGAGCAGGCCGUGGUCCGCAUGCGCAAUGAGCUGAAGUUGGAGCAGGAGCGCUCAAGGGACCACGAGGAGGAAUUUGGCCGCAGUGAAGACACCCUGCGAGCUCAGCUCCGGGAAAACGAGGACAGGCUCCGCGAGGUCGAGGCCAGCCUCUUGGAGAGGAACCAGGUCCUCAGGCACCUGGAGAGGCAGCAGGCCCUUCAGAGAGACCACCAGAGGGAGGUCCAGAGGCUCCAGGAGAGGCUGAAGGAGGUGAGCGGCAGGUUGAGUGCUACAGAGGAGGCCCAGGCCCUGAAGGAGGAGCGCCUAAGGCAGGACCAACAGGGCAUACAAGAGGCCUACGAGAGGGAGAAGCAGCACCUAACCGGGCUGUUAUUGGAGGCCGAAAUUUCCCAGAAGGAGAUGGAGAGUAAACUGUGGGAGGCAGAGUUGCAGGUUGAGACCCUGCUAAGAGGAAGGCGCUCCUCCUGUGGAAAGGAGGAGAGGGAGGAGGUGCUGAAGCUAAAGGAGGAGCUGAGCCAGAAGACCAGCCUAGUGGACACCUUGAGGGAGAGCGUCCGUAGGCUGGAGGAGGAGAAGGGUCAUCUUACCUGCCGCUGUCAGGAACUCCUCAACCAGAUAGCAGAAGCAGACCGCGAGGUGAACAAGCUGCGCAGCCGCUUGGACACUGAGGAGGCCGACUAUCACAGCCUGGAGCAAUCCUACAAACGAGCUUCACAGGAGUUCCAGAGCAUGAGCCAGUUCCUCCGGGAGAAAGAGGAGGAGAUCCGCCAGACGAAGGCCAUGUACGACAGGCUGGUGGCGUGCAAGGAUGAAGACCUCAAAGAAGCCCUCGUGAAGAUGGCUGUCCUUGGAAACAGCUUGGAAGAGACGGAACAGAAACUUUUGGCCAAGGACGAGCUGAUGUCUCAGAUAAGUGACACCCUAAGGGUGCAGGGAGAGCCCUGCGGGGCAGAGAGGGACCUGCAGGCCAAGCUGGUGAUAGCAGAGGACCGCAUUGCAGAGCUAGAGCAGCAUCUCAAAACCCUACAGCUUGGCUAUGCAGACUUACACAUUGAACGCCACAGAUUAGAGCAAGAGCACGAAGAGGAUCUGGCAGAGUCGGCUAACAACACCAAUAACUUCACGGUUGGAAAGCAGCCUCUUGGAAAGAGACAGAGAAUUCGCUUCUCCAACAUUCAAUGCCAAAAGUACAUGAGCCUGGACAGCUCCCAGGUGGACAGCAGUGAAGGUAUUAUCCAGGGUAUGGGCGAAGAAACGACCAGCUCAUCACCCACACCUCCUCAGUAUAGCAGUGACCCAGAGAAGUUCAUCUCCGUCAUACAUGCCCUAGAAACUAAACUUGUGUCCACUGAGGAGAAGUUGAGAAACCUCACACAGAAGCUUGACGGCCAUAUCCUGGUCCAAUCGGAAGACUUGCAUGCAUCCGAGCAACCAGCUAACCAGGUGUCCUCUGUUGGAGGAGGAGUGUCCUCUGUUGGAGGAGGAUGUGUUAUUGCUGCAGCUACAGACCAGUAUGCCAAGGCCCUGGUGUGUAUUGAGACCAGCCAAGAGAAGGUACGCAGCCUCCUCUUGGGCUCCCAUGAGCCCACCGAGUGCCAGCUAUUGUUGUUAUCAGAGGUCGAGAAGGAGCUGCUCAAUGCAACACUGUACAUCAGGCAAGGCGAGAAAACCCUGGAAGGCCACAUGCCAAAGUAUCCAAAUUACCCAUUAGAUACUGUUGAUGGCAAGGCGCUUGGGGAGGAAAUGUCCCUCUUUGCAAAGACGUUGUCCUAUGAGGCUCUUGUUUUGAACAAGAUGGCUUUGUUGAUACAGAAUUCAAACUCCGACCUUCUGCAGGGUUUCGAUGAAAUGCAUAAAGAAUUGGAGAUGGUCAAGUCUGCUGAUGGAGAUUGCUUGGCAGUAGUGUACGCUGAUGUUCUGUCCAGGAAGUUAGUAUUGGAGAGUGCUUUCUGGAAAGAUCUGGAGAAGGUGAAGACACAGUGUAAAAUACAGCAAACAAAAGAUUCAGACCUUGCUCAAAAACCAGAAGGGGAUGUUGGCUCAGCUGAUGUUGACGUUGACACCACAGAAAUCAUUACCACCGUUGUCAAAGCAGAACUCACAUAUUCCAUUCAAAAUCUUAAACUCCUCUAUGAGGACAAAUUCAGAUCAAUUCAACAGGAACUUAUAUCAGCCCAUAAUAACCUACAGAAACGAGACAUGGCUCUACAAGAGAUCUUUGAAGCUCUACCAAGCCCUGACCUGAAACACAUCGUUGAAGAUAUCAGGAAAAGUCUUUUCGGUCAAAAGAAGCGGUUAGCUGACAUCAGUCCUCCAGAGCUCGCUCCCUACAUGGAGCAGAUUGAAAUGGAGGAAGCAAAGGACAUGGCCGAGGAAUUUCUCAACAGACACUUGCCUCAAAAUCUUUCGUCUUCUACUGUCAACUCACUGGCGUCCCUGCCCCACGCACAAUCCGCCCUUGCUGCUGAGCUCCUGAAACAGGCAGCACUUCUUCAUAGAUGUUCAGAGGAAAUCGGGAAAAGUGGCAGCUUUGAAGGACUAGCCAGCUUGAUCCGGACCCUUCCAGGUCACCAAGCCUCUCGCGGCCUGGUCAGCGGAUCGCUCUGCAUGCGGGAGGCGUUGAUUCAGGCCCAGGUGGCCUACGUUGCUUGCAGACUCCGAGCCGUCCACCAACAGGACCUGAACCGGUGUCGUCAGACAGGUCGGGACAUGGACACUCUAGUCCAGGACCACGCCCGCAGCGUCAGUGCCAUUCACCAGAGUUACGAGUCGUCUCUGAGCGAGGAACGUCUGGGCUUCGGCCAAAUGGUGAGCUCGCUCCAAGAGGAGAACCAGGAGCUGAGGAAGGAGCUCAGCGAGAGGCUGAACCAACUCUCUCAGCAGCAGAGACAGCUCCUGGACCUGGGGCAAAACUUUGAGAGGGAGCAGGAGGAGAUGAGUCAGAGGCACAAGCAGGAGCUGAGCCAGGCGGAGCAGAGCCGUGCCACCACAGAGCUGGCCCUGAUGGAGGCAGCCACCGACAGCCAGCAUAAAGUAGAGGUUCUGCUGGGGGACAUGGAGACCCUGGCGGAGAGGCAGGAGAAACAUGUAAGGAACCUCGAGGAACAGUUCCAAGAGAAGCUUCGGGAGCUUCAGCACGUUCAGGAGGAGGAGAUACGGAAGUUGCAAUCCCAUUAUAUGGAAACCAUCCGAUGCAUCCAAGAGAAGCAACCGAAGAAGAAGAACCCUGACAGCCCGCCACUAGGCGAUGAGGCCUGUGCUAUGAGCUCGCCGAUGGAGGAAGAGGAGCAGGGGUAUGCAGGAGAUGUUGGGAGCAGGGCGGAGGUGGACCCCAUGGUGGUUCUGAAGGACAGGAUCCUGGAGCUGGAGACACAGAUUAACUGCAUGAGGGAGGAGCUGGACAGCAAACACCUGGCGGGAGACGUUAGCAGCUUGAAGGAGAAAUACCAGAGAGACUUAGAGAGUCUUAAGGCUACGUGUGAGAGAGGGUUUGCAGCCAUGGAGGAGACCCACCAGAAGGUGGUAGAGGACCUCCAGAGGCAGCACCAGAGGGAGGUGUCCAAGCUCCUGGAGGAAAGGGAGAGGCUGCUGGCAGAGGAGACGGCUGCCACCAUCUUUGCUAUUGAAGCCAUGAAGAACGCCCACAAGGAGGACCUGGAGAAGACCCAGCGGCCGGCUCUGAGUGGCCUCAACUCAGACAUCGACCAGCUGCACUCUCAAUACGAGGCAGAGCUGCAGUCCGUCCACAGGGAGCUGGAGGUGCUGUCGGAGCAGUACAGCCAGAAGUGUCUGGAGAACGCCCACCUGGCCCAGGCUCUGGAGGCCGAGAGGAACGCCCUGCGCCAGUGUCAGCGGGAGAACCAGGAGCUCAACUCACACAACCAGGAGCUGAACAACCGGCUGACAGAUGAGAUCAUGAAGAUCCGCUCCUGCUUCAGCGGACAGACCGACCUUUCACCUCUGACCCACGGGAAGGACCUGUACGAGCUGGAGGUUCUCCUAAGGAUCAAGGAGUCUGAGAUCCAGUACCUGAAGCAGGAGAUCCACUCCCUCAAGGAUGAGCUGCAGUCCGCUCUCAGAGAUAAGAAGUAUUCCAGUGAUAAGUACAAAGACAUCUACACAGAGCUGAGCAUCGUCAAGGCCAAGGCAGACUGUGACAUCGGCAAACUGAAGGAGAAGCUCCUGGUUGCCACGGAAGCGCUGGGCGAGAGGAAGGUGGACGGGACGGUUGCCCCUGGAUACGACAUCAUGAAGUCAAAGAGCACUCCAGACUUCCUGAAGAAGGAACGAAUGCCGCUCACUAAACAGCUGAGGGGCGUGCGCUCCAAGUCUAUCACUGAACAGGUCUCUUGGGAUAGCUGACCCCCCUCCCCCGCCCUGCUAAGAGAUGCUAGCCUCAAAGAAGGACUGACCGUCCAGGAGAGGAUGAAGCUGUUCGAGGCAAAAGACUCCAAGAAGAUCUGAAUACUCACAGCUUGAAGGCUGCUGUUUGGCCUCCCAACCAGCAAGGGGAGACAAAACACACAGGAAGUAGUUGGUCUCUUCCUGACUCUCCCGUUUUUGUUUUAUUUGCUGAAAAGGACCUAAAGCCUUCGAUUUCGAUUUAAAUCUCUACAUAAACCUGUGUUGUUUUUUUUUCUUUUUCUUGGAUGUAAUCUAUAUUCUGAAAUGUUCUCCCAUUAUAGUCUCCCCUCUGGCAUGCCACGGGGCAUUUUAUUAUUAGUACACAGAUGUGACAAAAGCCAAAACGUAUAGCAAUAUACACUAUGAAUAAUAUAUAUAUUUUCUCUGUAGGAACAUAACCAGUACCUGCUGUAAUACCUUGUGUUGGGUUCCAGUGGUUUGUAGUUCUGAAGUGUUUUUAAUGUGCCGGUUGUGUUGUACGCAACGAGGAGCAGCUGGGCUGGCUGUGGAUUCAGGAGUUGUCUGCUGUAGUUUAUUCUGAGUUUCACUGUGGCGCCAUCUAGUGGCUCCCUGGGGAGGUGCGUGUUGGGCUGGGCUUUAACAUUAUUUGAUUGGCUGUGUUUGGAUAGGCUGUUUGUGGUUGGCCGUCUAUGGUUAAUUGAAUGUGGUAUCUGUAUGAAUGCACCGUUUCUAAUUGGUUUUCUGAAGUUGGCCUUGCUACAGCAAAUUGGAAGACUGCACUUACCUCUGGCCUGCUGAGGAAGCUGUUUGUUUUUAGAAUUUUUGACUGUUUCGUGACUUCAUGCUAACUUCUACAGUGCAACCAAACCUUUUGAUCAGCAAAUCAUGCUGACUUACGUUUGCUCCUCCCCACUUAUCGUCGGCCAGGGAUGAGUUUAGUAGUUUGUAGUUUGUUUUUUGUAGUUUGGUUUGCUUUGAGGAACCUCCAGAGAGUGUUUAACCAUGACAUUUAGCACUGCAUAGGGCGCUAGCAUGCUGGCUACAUCUACAGAUAUCUCCCUAUAUCACGAGCAGCUUUACCUUAAACCAGGCCUUUUCAAGGCUGAUCUUAAACUGGGAUGUUAAUAAGCUUAGCUUGGCCGGUCCUACCAGCUUCAUGUCCAGAUCAAACUGGUUUUCCUUCUUUGCCGUCCUUCAGCCAUGGGCUUGGACUCAAUGUUCUUCAUUUUAAAAUACAUUUCAAUAUUGUUUGUGCCUCAACUGAGCGACAUGUUCUUGAAACCUGUGCAGCUAUUUAACUGACAUUAAAUAAUUAAGUAAUAAUUAAUUCCCACUGUAUAGUAUUCAAAUCAAGCUUUGUAUAUAAGAUGUAUGCAACACACAAAAAACUUUUUUCCGUUUUUGUUUAAAACUUGUACUUUGCUUAGCCUACAAGCUCUAUACAGAAUAUAUGAAAUUGAUAUAAAUAUUUUUUAUUUUUGUUUGAAUGUAACGCAAAUAAAGUCUUUUGAAAUAUUA
Molecule: messenger RNA, 9661 nt
Organism: Gadus morhua (Atlantic cod)
Lineage: Eukaryota; Metazoa; Chordata; Actinopteri; Gadiformes; Gadidae
Gene: mpripa
Product: myosin phosphatase Rho interacting protein
Exons: 27
Coding region: 1082-8140 (2352 amino acids)
Cellular component (GO): actin cytoskeleton
Molecular function (GO): actin filament binding
Source: RefSeq, a predicted model, not a curated record